Molecule: messenger RNA, 1392 nt
Organism: Chrysoperla carnea
Lineage: Eukaryota; Metazoa; Arthropoda; Insecta; Neuroptera; Chrysopidae
Gene: Dph2
Product: 2-(3-amino-3-carboxypropyl)histidine synthase subunit 2
Exons: 6
Coding region: 1-1365 (454 amino acids)
Biological process (GO): protein histidyl modification to diphthamide
Molecular function (GO): 2-(3-amino-3-carboxypropyl)histidine synthase activity
Source: RefSeq, a predicted model, not a curated record
AUGUCACAAUUUAGUACAAAUGAAAAUGUGAGCUUAGAAAAGAAAAUAGAAAUAGAAAAUAUUAAUAAAAUAAUCAAUGUGGCUGAGCUUUAUGAAAAAUUCGAACUUGAGAAAUGUAUAACUUGGAUCAAAGAAAAUAAAUUGUUUAAGGUAUGUUUGCAAUUUCCCAAUGUUUAUUUACCAAAUUCGUCAUCAAUAGUAGCUGAAAUUGAAAAUCAUGUUGAUAGUAAGAUAUACUUGUUAGCUGAUACAGCUUACGAAAGUUGUUGCGUGGACUAUGUAGCUGCAAAACAUGUAAAUGCCGAUGCAAUUAUUCAUUUUGGUGAUAGUUGUAACUCAGAAUUAAUAGAGAAUGAAAUACCAGUUCUAAAAAUAAAUCCUAAAAUUUUAAUUGAUUAUCAAUUAUUAUCUGAAAAUUUAAUUUCUUUUCAGAAAGAAAUUAAGGAUUUAAUUUAUCUAGUAUUUUCACAAAAAUAUAGUUAUUUAACAGAUAAAUUUCGUUGUGCAAUACCAGAAACAAGUACUGAAAAUUUUAAAUUUAUAAAUGCAAAAGAAUUUAAAAAGGAUUGCAGUCAAUCAUGUAUUAUCUUUAUCGGCGAAGAAGGGAGGGAAAUCUCAAACUUCCAAUAUUAUUACGAUACCGAAAAUUUAUAUAUCUGUGAUCCAAACGAUAAAAAAUUAUCGAUAAUCAAAUUUACAAAUCGAAGUACUGCAUACAAACGUAGAUAUUUUUUAAUUGAAUCGAUAAAAGAUGCAAAUACUAUUGGUAUUGUUGUUGGAACGUUAGCUGUUAAGAACUAUUUGAAUAUAUUGAAAAGAAUUCGUAAAAUUUCUCGAAUACAUAAAAAGAAAUGUUAUGUUUUUAGUGUUGGCAAACCUAAUGUUGCAAAAUUAGCAAAUUUUCCUGAAGUUGAUAUAUUUGUUGUGAUUGCUUGCUCAGCGAAUGAAAUAUUUGAUAGCCGUGAAUUUUAUAAACCAAUUGCAAUGCCUUAUGAUAUAGAAUUGGCUUUAAAUUCAAAUUUUAAUAAAAUUGUGUACAAUCCUUACGACUACAAUGAACUUUCAUUCGCAGACGAUUUAUCAGAUAAUAUUACUGAUUCAUUAACUGGUGAUGUAAGUCUUCUAUCCGGUAAAUUACGUGGCAAUACGAAUAUUGAUGAACAGAAUCAACUAAUUAAAAGUCAAGAUGGUCAAAUAUGUAUUCGUAAUGAUAUGACAGUAGUAGAAAAUAAUGCACAUGGUGCAGGAUACUUAGCAAGUCGAUCCUGGCAAGGUUUGGAUCAAAAUUUAGGUGCAUCUACUCCACAACUAGCUGUAGUAGGACGUAAAGGUUUAGCUGCUCAAUAUGAAAACGAAACUAAAUAAAACAAAUGUUUGAGUAAUAAUUUUGCA